Messenger RNA from Symbiodinium necroappetens, 786 nucleotides. The record is from the annotation of a GenBank genome assembly. Lineage: Eukaryota; Dinophyceae; Suessiales; Symbiodiniaceae.
AUGCUUUGGUACCGCACAGGGUCUCGUUACCGCGAUCCGCAUUUCCUUGCAGCCCGAUUUGGGGACAAGAUCGGCCUGGCAGUGGUUUUCGUGAGCCUUUACUGGGAGAUUGGUGCCGAAACGGAGUUGGCCAGCGUCCAGUCCACAUGUGGAAUUUUCUUUUUUCUGGUGGCGAUGUGUGGAUUCACGGCCACCAGCUUCCUUCCCGCUUUGGUCCUGGAGCGUGCGCUUUUCUACCGCGAGCGGGCUGACGGACUCUACAACAGCGUGACCUACUACGUCGCGAAACUCAUUGAGGAGGCAGUGAUGAGCAUUGUGAUUAUCUUCCUUUUCAGCCUGGCGCUGUGCUCGGCCCUGGACCUGCGCGGCUCCUUCUGGGUCUUUGCCGCAACGCUCUACACUACCAACUUCAUAGGCAUUGUAGUCGCCUAUGCCAUUGCAGCCAUUGCUCCAAACAUGGAGAUUGCGAAUGCAACGCUCCCUGCUUACUUGGCAUCCACAGCCUGCGUUUGUGGCUUCUUCAUCCUGUGCGAGAACAUGGCCUACCCGUGGCAGUGCUACUCAGCAGUGUCUUUCAUGAAGUACGCCUGGGCACUGCUGAUGCUGAACCACUUUCAAGAUCAUCCAGGUGGUGAAUCGCUUUACUAUUACAAAGAUGGGGAGCUGGUCAACGUGAUUGAGCCUUGUCAUCUGCAAUGCAGCAGGGUUCUUUCGACAAUUGAGCUUUGUCGCCACACCUUGUACCUUCCUUUAGAUUCUGUCAGGAAACAGCUGGUUCUUUACUGA